AAGACCAGCAGCAGCUUCAGGAGUCCAAACUGGGAAUGUGGGAGGCUGGAUGUUGGCAGCACAUGAUCACAGUAAUGUGAUCUGCAGCUGAGUGACAGGAGACACGUUUUUUUUUUUCUGCAGACAUUAGAGCUAUAAAAGAGGCCGAAGCUGCUCAGACAGACAGACGGACUGUGAACAUCACAGCAGAGAGAAGACCAGUGGACUUAAACCUACAUCCUGAGCUCUGACUUUAUAUCCAGGAGAAGAAGAAAAAUGGGACUGCACAGCGUUGAAGAGCUGGUGACCGGUAAGAGGUCAGAGGGCAAAGAGGCCGAAGGUUUCCAGGGAGGCGAGUACGAGGCGGCGGUGAGCCAGGAGAAGCAGGAUGACCGGAGGUCUCACCUGCAGCUGGAGGUGGAGGAGGGCGACAGCGGCAGCGAGCAGGAGGAGGUCAGCGUGGCGGCUCUCAAUACGGACAAAAGCGGCCGACUGAAGCUGGAGACGGUGGACGAUCUGUUCAACAUCCUGCAGCUGAGGAAGAAGAGGAGGGAGAGGAAGGUUCCUGUCCACAAGAAACAACAACCAGAGCCGGAGACCCUGCCAGAGAUCGUCGAUGAGAAGCUGUUUCUUACUUCAGCUAUGGAGAACAAACUUCCUGUAGUGGAGAAAUACCUGAGAGAUGGAGGAAACCCUGACGCCACCGACCACUUCCAGAGAACGGCUCUGCACAAAGCCUCCUUCAGAGGUCACGUGGACGUCAUGAAAACUCUCCUGGAGGCCGGAGCUGCCAUCGAGAAAAAAGACAAGCUGGAGGCGACGGCCGUCCACUGGGCCUGCAGAGGAGGCAGUCUGGAGGCCCUGCAGCUCCUCCUGGACCAGGGAGCCAAGUUCUCCUCCAGAGACAAGCUGCACAGCACCCCCCUCCACGUCGCCGUGAGGACAGGACACUGCGAAUGUGCCGAGCAUCUCAUCCACUGUGGAGCCGACGUCAACGCCAAAGACAGAGACGGAGACACUCCCAUGCACGACGCCGUGAGGAUAAACAGAUUCAAGAUGAUCAAGCUGUUGAUGAUGUAUGGGGCAAGUCUGAACACCAAGAACUCUGAUGGAAAAACUCCCCUGGAGACGCUGUAUUCAUGGCAGAGCGGAGCCAAGAGCCUCCUGUGCAACUUCAACGAGGAGAACCCCAACAAGUAGAACCCGAAGGCGAGGACUUAGAUUCAGACUGAGCUGCAGGAUCUGCUAGAGAAAAAGGCUACGUUCACACUGCAGGGCUUUAUGUUCAAUUCCGAUUUUUUGUGAAAUCCAAUUUUUUUGCGAUUUCGUUCACAUUUCCAAUAAAAUGCGACUUGUAUGUUAUCUCCUGUGUGAACCUCACAUGACCCAAAAGGUUCCCACAUGCGCAGAAGAGGACACAACAACGACACGCAGAGAGCGCGUUCAGUGUUUAUGGAAGUAAACAUGGACACUAACAGUACAGCAUGUCUGGCCAUUUUAAAGUUGUUGUACAGCUGGAGCCAGCAUAUUUAUAACUUAAUUGUUUUAAGGAGAAGGUCAAGAAGGAAGAGAGCCAGGAUUUUAGCCCUGGCAUUUUGUGGGGCAGUGGCAGCAACGUCUGUCCAGAGAACUGUGUGGGUGUGGAGUCGCAGCCAGGAGUGGUGGAUAGUGAUGUGAGAGGCUUCACAGACGCUGACUUCAUUCAGAAUUUUAGAAUGACAAGGGCGACCUUUACGUACAUAUGUGAGCGCCUCUUUUUAACACUCUCACAGCAAGACACACGUCUUCAGCAGUCCAUAUCGGUGAGCAAACGUGUUGGCGUUGGGCUGUAUUGGCUGGCAACAGGUGCUUGUUACCGCACAAUAGUUUUGCUUGAACACAGAAUAGUGAUGUUGGUCGUGUACCAAUGACGUAUAGGUCGGAUAAAUGUGACCUGGCAGUUCAGACUGAAGUCGCAUGGCAAAAUAUCCGAUAGCUAUCGGAAUUAGGACCACAUAUCCAAGUGGCCUGGGUCGCAUUUGAAAAAAUCGGAUCUGUGUCGUUCAGACUGUCAUGAAAAGAUCCGAUACAGGUCGCAUAGGGGCAAAAGAAUCGGAUUUGGGUCACUUUAGCCUGCAGUGUGAACGUAGCCUAAGUUACAAAUUCUGUAUUUCCUGGUCCACACUGAGGUUCAAGAAACAAACACUCAUCCAGGGAAGCUUUUCAAAGUGUUUUUCAGCCUCACAUGUUGACUCACACACACCGAGUCCCUCAGGAAACCGGCUGCUGGAGGAGAUCUUAGAUUAACCUACCUCCUCCUGGUUCAGGGAUUUGAACCGGCAACUCCUCAGGGUGAUUCACAUCUGGUCGCUGUGGAGGGCAGCCUUUGAUCGACAAUGUGAAAUCCAAUCAGGAUGUUGUUAAUAAUGUGAUUAGCUCUGAUUGAUUCAUUGAUCGCCACAUAUUGCUGGACAAUGUCUCGGCCGACGGUAUAAAGAUGUUUUUUUUUUCUUAAUUUUACUGAAGUGAGCGAGUUGGUGACUUAUUUAUUGAUUAAUGGCAUCAUUGUCAGAUUUAUUAUUAAACUGAUGCAUUUAAUACAGUUAAUAUAAGAGUGAAUGAUUGCCUAGACUUAUACUAGAGUUGGUUUAAUGUAUAUUUAUGGUCAGAAUUAACCAAAUAUAUGUAAGAUAUUGAUUUUUUUCCCCCCAACUAAGAGAAAUGAGAGAUGCUGCUUUCGUGGUUCCAGGUUCACAUCACCUGGUUUACCUGCAGUCUGUGUAUUGAAUCCAGUGUAAAACUUAAAAAACACUCCAAACCAGUGUGAAAAGAACUGAGCCUUUUCUUUGUAGUAGAUGUCGUGUGUUGUUGUAUUCAGACAUUCAGAUGAGUUUAAUCUUUGGUCUUAUUUAUUUUAAGAAUGGGAGAUGAGAUGGAAAAAGUAAGUUGUUGAGUCCGAUUGAGAAAAACUCUCCGCUUACAGAAAUAAUUUAUGUUGGGGAUAUGCAAUAGUUGGAGGUUUUUUUGCCUCUUUUUUUAAAAUGCAUUUAAGUUGCAUAAUGAAAUGUUUUCCCAAAGCUUCUGGGUCAGUAUUGCUGCAGCUUUAAUUCCCUCAAAGCUCAAAGCAUUCAUUUAUUGCAGGUUUGGUCUGAACAACCUUUUAACAUCGUCGUGUUUGGAUUUGUUUCAGUCGGCUUCAGCUCUGAUUCACUGCGACCCCGACGUCUCAGCUGCUGACUGCUUCUGUUCACUUGCACUGACCGUGUUAUUUCUAGGUGGAGCUAAUUGUUCUUAUUUAAUAAAACGCACACAGUGAAGUGUGAGAGCGGACGAGCUGAAAAGUUGGUUGAGAGGAUGUUUGACGAGUGUUUAUGCGGCUGAAACUUGAUGUAUUUCUUUUGUUUUUUAAAAGAUGUAUGUUUAUUUUGCUUUGCAUUUAUGGAUUGUAUUAAAGAAAAAAUAACGCUGA
Messenger RNA from Acanthochromis polyacanthus (spiny chromis), 3427 nucleotides. RefSeq names its product ankyrin repeat domain 1a (cardiac muscle) (gene ankrd1a). The transcript has 9 exons. Lineage: Eukaryota; Metazoa; Chordata; Actinopteri; Pomacentridae. Gene Ontology annotation, biological process: positive regulation of transcription by RNA polymerase II. Gene Ontology annotation, molecular function: transcription cis-regulatory region binding; protein binding. The record is from RefSeq and is a predicted model, not a curated record. Gene Ontology annotation, cellular component: nucleus. The coding region runs from base 256 to 1179 and encodes 307 amino acids.